Molecule: messenger RNA, 3457 nt
Organism: Physella acuta
Lineage: Eukaryota; Metazoa; Mollusca; Gastropoda; Physidae
Product: protein bicaudal D
Biological process (GO): protein localization to organelle; regulation of microtubule cytoskeleton organization; microtubule anchoring at microtubule organizing center
Cellular component (GO): cytosol; Golgi apparatus
Molecular function (GO): dynactin binding; cytoskeletal adaptor activity; dynein complex binding
Source: RefSeq, a predicted model, not a curated record
UGCAUAAUAAAUAGAGGGGAAAAUAUGGCUACCUAAGUACGAAAUGGAUGAUACUAUAAUUUAUCGACGGGUUAUUUUAAUGGUAGCGUAGGUCUAAUUACUCAAAACUGAAGUCAUGGCAUCUAUUUCUGUCUCACCGCCAAGUGUCGAAGAAUUACAAAAUGAAGUUGAACGGCUGACUAAAGAGCUAAGUGAAACCACUACGGAAAAGUUACAAGCAGCCGAAUACGGACUGGCAGUUUUGGAUGAAAAGCAACAACUUCAGCAACAGUAUGAAGAUCUUGAGGCUCAUCUGGAAGCAACUCGACAGGAAUUGGAAUGUGCUAAGGAGGCUUUGAAGAAACAUCAGAGUACUUUUAAAAAGCACCAUGAGAGUGGUGUGCACCAGGAGGAAAAGUUCUUGGAAGAAACUGCUCAGAGAGAAGAAAAUUACCAGACAUCUAUCACGGAACUGGAACAAGAUCUGAAAGCUACUCGCAGUAAUUUUCUUCGGGUGACUGGUGAAAAUGAACGCCUUGCCUCAGAAAUAGCUGAAUUAAAUCACCAGAUUGAAACCCUGGAAAACCAAAGACAACAGAUGCGCCAUGAUUUGCGUGAAUUCAAAAUUCGUGAGAACCGAAAUUUAAGUGAUUAUGCAGAAUUAGAGGAAGAAAACAUCUCACUUCAGAAACAGGUUUCCCAACUGAAACAAAAUCAGGUGGAGUUUGAGUCAAGUAAACAUGAAACUCUUCGACUGCAAGGAGAGUUGGAAGAUUUAAAUAUGCAACUGGAUGAACUUGCUGGCCUUAAAGCCAUAGUAGAAAAAAAAUUAGAGGAAGCUCUGUCUUCACUGGCUCAAGAAAGGGAGCAAAAGCACAGCUUGAAGAAAGAGUUAGACCAGAGAAUAACUCAGGAGUCCAUGUUCAAUCUCAGUAACUUGGCUCACUUGGGUGGUCUCAGCGAGGGUCUCAAUUUUAAUAGCCAUCAUGAUCACGAAGAUGACAUGGAUGGCAGUGUUCACCCAGCUUUAAAGAGAAUAGAAGCAGACUUCUCAUUUCCAACUAAAAAGAAUUCCAUUGAUGGACCAAGACCUGGUACAGUUGGGGAUAUUCUGAGUGAGAUCCAGAUAACUGAGGUGGGCAAACUGGAAAGUUUGUUGGAGCAAUCAGAAGGUGAGAAGAUGGAGCUACAGAAAGCUUUAGAUGAAGCAAGGAAGUUGAUAGAGGAGACCCAGAAAGAUCUGAUUGAACAGAAGGAAAGAGCAGACCAGCUCAAGGCCACAAUUUCUCAUGUAGCGGCUUUGCAUGAAAGGCAAUUAUUACCCAAUGACUUACAGGUAUCCUAUGAUGAAGGACUUCUGGCAGAAAUUGCAGGAGAGACAGAUCCAGAUAAAAAGGCUCUUCUAGAACUCAAGCAGAACUUACAGCAUAAUGAAAAAAAGUAUACCACUGCCAUCAGAGAAAUAGGAAACUUACAAGCAGAAAUAAGUAGGCUGCAGAGUCGAAAUGCUAUUGUUGGCAACCCAGAUAUUGAACAGGCACUAGCUGAGCUGAAAAACAAGUGUGACUUGUAUGAACGGACCAUCAGAGAUCAGGAGAGUGAUCUGAAAUCUGCAACACAUGCAGCAGGCAUGGCAAAGAGCAGCCUAGACAAUCUUCAAGGGGAAUUGAGCAGCAUAACAGAAGACCUUGCUCAGUUGUACCAUCUGGUGUGUCAGGUGACUGGCGAGACACCAUCCCGAGUCAUGUUGGAUCAUGCCAAAGGUGGGGUUGUUAGAGGGGAGAGAGAGCCCAGCGAAGAAUCUUCUCCAGCUGUUGAAAAUAAAUCUGUGAUAUUGAAUAGCCAGGAGAAUAAAGAUGAAGUUGCUGUAAGGAAAAGUGAAGAUAAAGCCAGGUCAAGUCCAAGCAAGUCAGACCCUACCUCCUGUUCAACCUUGUCUGAAACUAUUGUUGAUCAAGUGAAGUUCUUACGCCGUGCUAUUGAGUAUUUAAUGGAAACUUCCAAACAGUGGCAGAAACAAGGCAAUGAUGGUGGGGAGGAAAAUGGAGAUGAUGAUCGUCAUGAACUACAGGAACAGGUUGUUAAACUCAAGGCAAUGCUGUCUACAAAACGUGAGCAGAUAGCCACCCUCCGAUCAGUUCUAAAGGCCAACAAAUCAACAGCUGAAGUGGCGCUGGCCAAUCUGAAACAGAAAUAUGAAAAUGAAAAGGUUAUUGUGACAGAGACAAUGAUGAAGCUGAGAAAUGAACUCAAGUCAUUGAAAGAAGACGCCGCCACUUUUGCAUCUUUGAGAGCUAUGUUUGCUCAGCGCUGCGACGAAUAUGUCACCCAGCUGGAUGAGAUGCAGAGGCAGCUCUCUGCUGCUGAAGAGGAAAAGAAAACUCUCAACUCUUUGUUACGCAUGGCUAUCCAGCAAAAGCUAGCUCUUACACAACGGUUGGAAGAUCUGGAAUUUGACAGGGAGAGAAGAAAUAUAACUACAAGGCGACAGGGUGCACCCAGGAAUCCUAAAAUGAGCAAUUCAAAGUAUACCUCAGCAUCAGCUCAGCACCAACAACAAGAAGAGCAAUCUGGCAGCCAUUACAGGCGCCCUUAUCAUAACUUUCGCAGAGAUUAUUAGUAUAAGGUCUCUGCUGUGGUAGGAGGGAGCUGAUGUCAUGUAGCCCAGGAAGUUGCAGUAGUCAACCAAUGACAACCAGCAUCACAGAGGACCGCAUGUAACAUUUUAAUGUUUGACACAUGCAUUCCAUGAUGAAUCAGCACUUGUAUUCUGCUAUUGAGUAACUGUAUGGAUAUCUCAGGAACUGCUGUUGGAUGACUGUGUGGAUAUAAAUCGGAUCAUACUUUUUUUUUAGAGCUGAUAAACUUUUAAAAAUCUUUUUAAAAUGUUUUUUUAUUCGAGUCUAUAUAUAAAGCAAUGUAUUGGGAUAGAAAGGGACAGAUGUAACCAUUAUAUUAACAUGUAGGAUGUACAGUUUCUGGCUCUCCUAGUGUGUUCUAGUGACUUCAAGAAAUGAAAGACAGACAAAAAAUGCUUUUUAAACUGCUAACAAUCAAACUUAGCAUUUACUCCUUUACUCAUUAGAUAUUUUUUUAAUUAGCAUUUUUUACAGGGAGCAUGUGCAAUGGUUUUAGUGAGCAUGCUAUUUACAAACAUCAUUUUCAUCAUCCUUUUCCACAUUGGAAAAUUUUAUGCGCUGAUAUUGAAAAAUUUUAGUUAAUGACUGUAAAUAGAAUGAUUUACCAUGCACUAGAUCAUAUCACACUCUUUAAUGUCUUUCAUUUGCUUACUCUUGCAUAAUUGUACUACUAUUUAUCACUAGUUGUGUAUGCGUCACGUUUUUGUUUAAAAACUAUGUGUAUAGUUUUAAUGUAAGUAUUGUGCUUGUACUCUUAGGUAUGAUAUUCUUUGUACAUCUACUUUGCCUAGUUAUCUGGCCAUUCUAAUUUACACAAGCUAAAUAAACUGGUCAACCUA